AUGCUUAAACAGUGUGACAGUUGCUGCUUUAUUGCGGGCAGCUCCUUUCGGAUCCUGCGCUGGAAGGAGACGGCCCGUCGUGUGGUUGACAUGGACGCGCUGGACUAUGAUGAGGAGGCGUCGCCUGCGGAGCCCAAGCCGAAGGCGACUCCGAAGGCCGAGGCGAAGGCCACUGAGCAGCCACAGUCGACGGGGACUACGCAGAAGCCGCCGCAGGUGAAAAAUCCUCCGCCCGACCCCCCGACCGAUGCCAAGCCAUCGACAGCCGCGGCCGCAGCCUCUUCAGUCGUCCAACCAGCCGUCCAAAGCAAGGCGGACGGCAAUGGCAAGGACGGCAAGGGCAAGAUCAACGCCCAGACGGACGGCAAGGGCGCCGCCCAGACGGACGGCAAGGGCGCCACGCAGACGGACGGCAAGGGCGCCACGCAGACGGGCCCUGCCAACACCACGCAGACGGGCUUGGGCAAGGGAAGCAGGGCCAAGGGGGAUGGCAAGUCGGCAGCUGCCAAGUCGACAGGCGUGCCCGCAGUUGCCCAGCCCACCGAGAAGGAGAAAGCGUGGUCCGCGGCGCCGAAAGUCGAGAAAGAAAUCGCGCCGAACCAGCAGUGGCAGAUUCCCAGGUGCGAAGUCAUCCGACGGCUCUUCGAGGAGAACCCCGCAGUCGCGGACUGCCUCCUGCGGCACGCCGCCGAUGCCAAGGCGUUCAGCGCCGUCCUAGACGUCCUGUUGCAUCCGUCGCCGCGUGGUCGCGCCUACGUAGUCGAGUUGUUCCACAAGGUGCUCAAGCACGACGCCUCCGCCAACACGUCGGCCUACCUCAUGACGUGGAGUCAGGAGAAGAUGUACUUGUUGAGCCUUUCGCCAGACCACUGGGGCGAAUGGUCGAAGCCCGCCUCGUAUCAGUCGGGCGAGUGGAGUUCCUCCGAGCAAGGCUUCUGGAACACAGUCGACUGGCGUGCCAGGCCCUCGAUGUACCAGGACUGA
Symbiodinium natans is the source of this 984-nucleotide messenger RNA. NCBI's taxonomy places the organism in Eukaryota, Dinophyceae, Suessiales, Symbiodiniaceae. The record is from the annotation of a GenBank genome assembly.